AUGGACGAGCUGGAGCUCCUUCUGAGCCACCUGGACCAGGACCCUUUGAGGAAAGAUGUCCGGAUGAUGUUUUCCGGUUUGACUCCUGGCUUCAUGCCUACGGUUGGAGCUAGAACAGUCAUGGCAGGUAACCUCUUGUCAUUUUGCAACGAUUGGCUGGAGAUCGAAGCACUCUGGUAUGUGCCCGGGAUUGGCUUCCAACCCCAUGGAGACAAGCAGGACUUUCGCAUCUACAUGGAUGGUGUAUGUGCUAGACACAUCCAUCUCGCCAGAGGGAUCCAGCUUGUGUGCACUGGAGAACGAGUUCUUUCCACCGAUUCCGCAGCCAUUUCAUUGAAGAAUGCAAGAAUAUGCUUCCGCCCUGAGGUUGCUCUUUCCAUGCCGUGGGACGCAGUUCACCUUUUUAGUGGAGCAUUUGGAGGAUGGCAUCAAGCCUUGAAAUGGCUCGACAAACAGGAGCAAUCAAUUUGUGUAGGACAAGAGAUUUUCCUGGACCAAGAUCCGAGGGUCAUGGAGGUCUGGUCCCUCAAAUUUGGGACUCCUUUCCAACACCUGCAGGGCACGAAGAACAUCGCAUGGACCCCUGCCAAGGCAGCUGGGUAUUGUGGCAGUGUUUCCGACUUUACAAUCGUGGACCUUUGUCGCACCCAGGUGAAUUUGCUUGGAUCAAUUUCUCCGCCUUGUCAAAGUUGGAGCAAAGGAGGAAAAAGAGGAGGCCUGCAAGACCAGAACGGCUUUGCGUUCUUGGAAGCGCUGUCGCUCGCAUUUUCUCUGCAGAUGGUGGCCAUUGCGGCCGAGUGUGCUGAUGACAUCGUCAGCCACCACCAUUUUAAGAUUGUCAAAGCCCUCGCACAUGCCCUGGGCUAUAGACUCGUUUGGGACCAGGUGACUCCAUUCCAUCCCAUCGCGGCACAUGCAAGGUACGAGAACAAGAACUUGCAGAACAAGGAGGUCAUUCGAUCCAGAGCAUGGUCCGACCGCCUUACUGCGUGCAAUGCUAUCCUCUUUGCCCAUGAAGGAUUUGUUCACAUGGUUCCUGUCAGCUCCUUUUGGGAAUGGGUCAAGAUCUCGGACGCUGCCCUUUCGGAAAGCUCCAAGUGUACCUGGAAUUUGACAGGAACCUGCGUAGGGCGCCAGUUCUCUUUCCAGGUGAGCCCACAGCAAACCAUUCGUGAUGCCUUUCGAGCAAGCCUUGACGGCCCAAGUGCAAUCCUCCACCAAAUCAAUGGGAGGAACGAGGACAUCAAAAUCCUGCAUUCGUCCACUUUCGAGCAGAUCGCCAAUCAAGAGCGGUCAUUUCGACUUGUGCUAGGCCAUGCCACUGUUGGCGAAUGCAAAAUCAAUCCUGUGAACUGCACUGCCGCUCGAACUAAGGUCAUCGAAGAUCCAUCCGAUGGACGCCUACAAGAUGCUCACAUCCCCUUCACGCUGCACGAUUUUGACACACAGGCUGCAUCAGAUGUUUUCUGGGCCAUUCAGAGUGUCGUCGAAACACUGCAAGACGACGAGAAUGGGCGUGAGGCUUCAGCUUCAGUCAUCGUAUUGCCCGAGAACAUUGGGUUGACCACUCUUGUUCCAAGUGUUGAACGUGUUGCAACCUUGCAGCAAGUAGCCAACCUCCCGAUCUUCAGACAUCGCAACAAACGAUUUAUUUCCAUUCCUGGAGAGAUGAAUGCAUAUUUGUUGAUCUCAGAUAAGUGUGACACGCUGGACUCAAGUUCCGUCGAAGUUAUUCUUCGAUUUGGCGAGCAGUUCGUCGGAGGAGCCAGAAUUCCUUCCCAGGUGAAGCAGAUUUAUAGUCAGCUCUUCUGCACUGGUUCGCACCUUCAGCUCCACGCAGUCAAUGGACACCCUGCUCCACGAGAUCAGCUCCGUUUCCAGAAUGGAGACAUCCUGGACAUGUGCCACAAAAACGUCACCAGAGCGGGGGGGCCACCACCUCAACCUCACCGCGCCGCCGGCACUGCCAGCUUUUGCCGACUUCACUGCUAG
Molecule: messenger RNA, 1992 nt
Organism: Durusdinium trenchii
Lineage: Eukaryota; Dinophyceae; Suessiales; Symbiodiniaceae
Source: the annotation of a GenBank genome assembly